Molecule: messenger RNA, 5892 nt
Organism: Ramularia collo-cygni
Lineage: Eukaryota; Fungi; Ascomycota; Dothideomycetes; Mycosphaerellales; Mycosphaerellaceae
Exons: 1
Coding region: 1-5892 (1963 amino acids)
Biological process (GO): regulation of DNA-templated transcription
Cellular component (GO): nucleus
Molecular function (GO): RNA polymerase II cis-regulatory region sequence-specific DNA binding; DNA-binding transcription factor activity, RNA polymerase II-specific; histone binding
Source: RefSeq, a predicted model, not a curated record
AUGGCCCGUCUCAACACCCGCGCAUCCUCCUCCUCCACCGCCGCGCCCUCGGAUGACGACAAUGUGCGACAAUUGGACCAGGCGCGACAACAGAAUGACCAGAAAUUAAAGAGUCGUUUCGAGCGCAUCUUCCGCAAAUACGAACAUGAUUUCGAGGGAGUCGGCGAUGAGAUUGACUUGCAUUCGGGGGAGAUUGUCGUCGACAAUGGACAUCUCCAGAACAUGCGAGACGAGGCCGAUCCGGGCAAGAGCGCUUCCUCUCGCUUCGUGAGGACUUUUCAGGAGAAAUUGGGGCACGAGGAGGAGGUGGAGGGAGAGGGAGAGGAUACAAGUGAGGAGGAGGAGGGGGAUGAAGAGGAGGAUGGAGAGAAUGAUGGGGAAGGGGAAGAGUCGUCUGGACACGACAACACGAGCCUUCUCGAGCCAUUCCGUGCUCUGACCCGUCCACCUCCCCGUCUGGCACAAUUGCUGGUGGGAGGGACGGAUGUGGUGGAAGACGAAGGAUCUAGCGUGGAAACUCCAACAACCACCACCGCACUCUUGCACCAGAUCCCUGCUCUGCAAGACUCCAUGUCAACUCUCACGGGCAGGCCUAGACGUCCUACCAUUGACACGGACACCAUCCAGGCCUUGGGGACCUCCAUUGCUAAUCAGCUGGCACAACUCAUGGCCGCUUCCUCGACAACCUCCAAGAAGAGGAAGAGAAGCUCUCACUCAAAGUCGACGAGACCCACCACAGACCCCGUCUGGGACUUUCCCGACAUCAACAGCAACAACAGCAACGCCAAGAACCUCCCCGGACGGAAGAGAAGGAAAACUCCCACUCCUCCCACUCUCAAACCCGCAAUGCCUCCGCCAAUCUCCUCUCCACCCGCUGCUUCCCCCGGCCAGCGUUCCCUCUGGGCCCCCAAAGGUCGUCAACCCAAACCCCUCAAACCCGCCGCCACUCCCUCCCUCCGACGCCUUCGUUCAUCCGUCAUCCCCUCGUCUGCCGUUAAGGGUGCAGACUUGAGAAGAUGCAUGAAUUGUAGUCUGACAAACUCCACCACCUGGCACGAUGGACCGCAUGGAGGCGAUUUGUGUGUGUCGUGCGCCAAGUAUUAUGACCUUUAUGGGAGGAUGAAGCCCUUCGAUUCUCCCACUCCGUCGGUGGAAGAGGYGGACGAGGGUGUAGAGGACGUGCCGGAGAUGAGUCUUGAUGACCCGGUGUCUGAGGUUGCACUGGAUGAGCCGGUGCCUGAGACGAGUCUYGAUCAGCCAGUGUCUGAGAUGAUUCCUGAUGAAUCGGUGCCGGAAAUGAGUCUUAGUGAACCAGUCAUCGCUGCAGCUCCGGAGAUGGAAGACGAUGCAUCGGUGGAGGCUUCCUUUGUGCGAGAACUGGAGAGACAUGCUCAAGAGGAGCAAGUGUGGGAGCAACAUGCCCAAGAAGAACAAGAGGAACAAGAAGAACGUGAGCCAACGUUAGUGCUUGAGCCAUCUCAGCAUGCUCAACAAAGGCAAGAAGAACCUCCUCAAUCUCAGUAUCCACCAUCAGACCUUGUCCCAUUCCAGCCGAUAUCACCUCAACAUCUCCCUCUCAACACACCAAAACCUGCUUCGAGAGGCACCCCAAUCACAAUGGACGACGACCCAGGAUACGUCCACGAAACCCCACAGACUUACCCGGCCAACACUUCCCGACAGAUCCUCUCCCCCAAAGUCCUCGCCUACACCGACGAGGAAGAUGCCUUGAUCAUCAAGCUCAAGGAAAAGUGCAACAUGGGAUGGAACGAGAUGCAUCGUCAUCUCCCCCAGCGAUCCCUCUUCUCCAUUCAACACAGGUAUGCCCGCGCACUCCACAAUGCUGAUGUUCCGGGAAGGCAACUCUUCGAUAAGAUGUGGGCGGAGCAGGAAGCUACGGAAUGGAAGAAGUCGGCCACCCCGGGAAUGAAAUUGAACUGGACCCAAGAGCAGGAUGAGUUGUUGCUCGAACUUCGAGAAGAAAGGGAACUCGAUUGGAGCGAUAUUGCCAGCAUGCUACCUACACAUUCCACGGAGGCAGUGGAGUUACGAUACAGCGAAUUGGUUCGAGAAGCACAGCUCAGGCGUGAUGAACAAGCCUGGAAUGCGAACGCCGUCUGGACCGCCGAAGAGGACGCGCUGAUCGUGCGUCUCAAGGAGAUCAAUCACCUCGCAUGGCAUCAUGUCGCCGAGAGGUUUGGUGAGAACAGAACCAUGCAGGGUAUUCAAAAACGAUACACACGCACCCUCGCGCCCGAUAAGCGGAGGCGGGCGAUGAGUGAUCUCACCAAGCCGACCGCAGAAGAAUCCAUCUUUGAAGCCGACCCGGAAUUGGCGGACCUUCUCGCCCCCAAUCGACCGAGACCUCGGCCGUUUGAGCGGGUGGAAGACACUCUCAUCAUGGAUGUGGUGCAACAUGCUAAUGGUUUUGAUUGGGAAUAUAUUGCCUCUCAUGUACCGGGUAGGAGUGUGAGAGAGGUGUACAACAGGUAUAUCUGGCUCAUGAACAAUGAAGUGGUGAAGUCAGAAUUGAGGAAUCGUCAGCAACAGUCUGCACAGCCGGAAAGUCUACCAGAGGAGAAAUAUCAAUGGAGGACGUAUUCGCCCACACCAGGGCAGCCAAAAUUCAUCAGAAGGACGGAUACACCCCCGAAUUAUGACGAAAAUAGAGGCGAAUCCCCAACUGCUAUGGUAUCGGCAUCAGUCGGAUCAGGACACUACCGACCUUUUGUGCAGGCAGAAGAUGAUGUUAUCAUGCAGCUCAAGGCAUCCCACAAUGCAUCCUGGGAAGACAUAGCCCGGCGACUGCCGGGGAGGAGUGUCGAUGCCAUUGCACAGCGGUUUUCAGAAUUACUUCGCGCGAUACCCUCAACCUUCACCCCCGCCGCCGCUCCUCAUGCGCUGCCAUCCAGUCCCCAUCCCGCCGACACAUCGCCGUCGCAGCAACGCACACCCAUCGAACCAACACCUGGUCUCCAUCGCUACACCCAUCAAGAAGACGACCUCAUCUCUCGACUACGUGCUGCUGAUAUGUCGUGGGAAGCCAUGUCGCCGUACUUUCCCAAUCGCACUCCAGCAUCGAUCAAAGAUCACUGGCAUGCCGUGAUGAAACCCCGGGCGAGGAAAAGUCUGCCUGCUCCCACGAUGCAUCAGCCGCCAGCUGGAUUGUUGAGGACUGCUCUUGACAACAGUCGCAGAAGAUCCGAUCCGUAUUCGAGAGCAAGGGGUGUAGUCGCACGACAUGAUACUAACGGGUAUGGUGUUGGCGAUGGCGACAGGAAGGAGGAUCCGAUUGUGCUGUUUGAGGAUGAUGUCGAGAUGGCUGCUGCUUCGGAGCAACUUUACGAGGAGUUUCGAUCUUCGGUUGGGGAAGAGGGGGAUGUGGUGAGGGCUGGAGAGGAGCAACAAGGCAUGUCGCUGGUUGAUCAUCAGUCUCGAGCGCAGCGGCAACAAGGUAUGCUGCAGGAUGAUCAUCAAUCUCGAGAGGAACCACAACAAGGCAUGUCGCUGGUUGAUCCUCAACUUCUCGAAAUGGACCGCAUCACGAUGAAUGAACGCAAGGCAGAGCGACUUAUGAACGCCGCAGAACACUUCGCUGCUGAGCAGAACAAUCCGAGGAUCGUGCAGCGGAUUUGGGAGAUUUUGAAGAGUGUUGAUGGUGUGGAGCAUGUCAGCUUGAGGCAGCUCGUGGAACUUACCGAGGUGGAGGGGAAGUGCACGGGUGUGGAACUUGAGUGGGCUUUUGAGGCUUUUGAUUGGAAUGUUUGUCGGGGUGGUGAUGGAAGGACCUUGAGCGGGACGGUGGAGUCGCCGAAUGUGAGAAGUGCUGGGACGGAGAUGCCGAGAAAGGAAAAGGGGAAGGAGAAGGUGGGGAUAGUGGGCUCUGCUGGUGUUUUGAAACCUGCACGGAAGGCUACGGCGAAGGAGACACUUGCGCAGAGAAGAAAGACUUUGCCUGUGGCCGCUGCUACGAUCAGGGCGGGUCAGAGAACUUCUUUGCAAGGGGCGCAGACUCCUCGGCCCACUGGACAGGUCCAUCAUACCCCAAUUUCUGUGUUCCAGCCGACUACAACCACAGGCGCAGUGCAUGGGAAUCCUCUACAACGCGGGAAAACUCCGCAGCCUGCUCGGCCUGAUCUUGCAACUCUCCCAAGGCCGACAUCUAGAGGUACAGAUCCUCAGACCCAGGAUUGCAGGACACCUAUCUCGAUGCAGCCGGCCACGAUUCAUCGAGACUCUUUGCAGCAGAUGCAUACUCCAAUGUCCACUGAUUCUGUGAGGCGCUUGCCACCUUCAGCUGCAUCGACAGGCGCAGUUCGUGGGGACUCUUUGGAAGGGGUGGGUACUCGCCAACCUGCCGAGCCUGUUGCUCGCGCAGAGAAUCCUGUUCCCAAGGUCUUGACAUCCGGGACUGUUCCUACCGUCAGCAGUAAUGAUCGCUCCGGGCUCUCAGCACUGGUGCCUUCUACAUCAACAGCUCAGGAGACGCCUGCUGCUUCAAAGAGGUCUUCGCUGGUGAAUCAAGACUCAUCAAACUCCACAACUGAGGAGUCCCUCGGGACUCCAUCACGUCCUCAACACACCUCCUCAGAGCUCAUCCGYAUGGCAUUCAACGCCACUCAACUCAACACCAUGCAUCUCAAGAAUAUCUGUACUUGGGUUGAGAGGAACUUUGACUACUAUCGYACCGCAUCUCCAAGCUGGAAAUCCGAUAUUGUGAAGGAGUUGAGAACAAAUGACGACUUCGAGCAGUGUGGUAAUCGAAGAGCUAGGCCAUGGCGAGUGAGAGUCGCUAGCGAACCAACAAACAUCGCAUCUGAGCGGGAGAGGAAUCCUGUCGGGCGAGAGCGAGAGACUUCCAGACCUGCCUCGCCGUCACAACUCGACCCCGAUGAUGACUACGUCGUUAUCAACAGUGACCAUGACGCCGACGCUGACGAUGAUGCGAAUGACGAUGAGGAUUCUAUCGCCGUGAAACAUCCUCCGAAGAAAAAUCACAAAUCUCGUGGCAAGAGAACGACGGAUUCGGCGGAGGAUUUGCAGGAAUACACGCCUGCAGCAGCAAAAAUUCCAGGCGAUGCAGUCAGAAUUGUUGCGGCGAGAACACGCUGGCGCACUCAGUCCAAGUCCGUGGAGGUACAAGGAAGAGUUCCUCCACCUCAGCUGGAUCMCACAAUUGAAAUUGCGGAUAGUGAUGACGACGACGACGUCGACGACCUGGCCGAGCCGGUGAUGUUGCAGAAGGAGGCGGGAUCACAGCAAGUUUCUUCAGGAAAGAAGGUCCGAUUUGUGGAUACGGUGGAGGUUAGAGGCCCCAUCGGAAUAUCUGCGCAUGAUGGAACUCCUUGUCUGAAGAAGAAGAGCGCUCCUCGGGCUCAGGCUGGCGGUUUGAGCGAUGAUGCUGGGAAUUCCCGGGGCAAUUCUUCGUCAACAGCCAAAGUCCAGACUCCUGCUCGCGGCGGGAUGGUUGGGAAAGUCCCUCCCAGCUCACCUGUUUUUAAGAAACCCGCCAUCCCGGUCAGGAGAAGUAAGUCUGCCAUCAAGGCGGCCGUUACCGCAACUCCUCUAGCCAAGGUCGCGAAGUCUCGACUUGAGCUACUCAGGAGGGAGAGUUCUUCUUCUUCUUCCACUAUUGUUGGAGGAGGUGUCGGCCGUGGUGAGAUUGUUGAAAGGCAACCAGAACCGGAAACUCCAAAGACUAAGAAUUGGCCGCGGAGAUAUAGUACUCCCACGGCGAUUGUUUCCCAUCGAGGAAGUCCGGCUUUGAGGGGGGAUAGAGGGGUGUCAUUGGUGGAUCGGUUUGGAUUUGGGAGGGGGAAGAGAGUUUUGGAGACGGUUGUUAGGGUUGGGGAGUUGGGGGAGGGGGAGGAGGGGGUGGAUGAGUUGGCUUGA